AUGGGAAAUUUGAACCCCAAAUUCUAUAAAUCGCACGUGUUCAAUGGUUCCCAACGCUCCAACAUUGGCGUUCAAAGAACUACUGUUGAAUACUUCCUCGAUUACAAUUGUCCUUUUUCUGCAAAAAUAUUCAAAAAACUUAAUAAUGAACUUCUCCCAAUUUUAAAGAGUAAGGGAAUUGAUAACAAAUUUGAUAUUACAUUUGUGAAUGUUGUCCAGCCUUGGCACCAUCUCAACUCAGGUGCAUCUCAUGAAGUGGCUCUCGCUGUGGCACAGGCAUAUCCUACUCAAUUUUGGAAGUUUUCGAGCGUCCUAUUUGAGCACAUUGAGGAAUUUUAUGAUACUGAAUUGUAUGAAACUACUAGAAAGCAGCUUUAUGCAAAACUUAUCAAGCUCGCAGUUGAGAAUCUAGAGGAUGUGGAUGCCAAGAAACUCUGGAGUCUUGUUGAAAUUAAACCAUCGUCUGAUGGUAAGCCUCACAAUUCUGGUAAUGAAGUCACUAAUGACCUUAAGUAUUUCACAAGGUAUGAGAGAACCCUUGGUGUUCAUGUGACUCCGACCGUUGCGGUGAAUGGUAUUAUCAAACCAAACAUAGAAUCUUCUACGGACUCUAGUAGAGUUGCCACAAUACUCGAAAAUGGAUUAUAA
Messenger RNA from Brettanomyces bruxellensis, 648 nucleotides. RefSeq lists its product as uncharacterized. Bases 1 to 648 code for a protein of 215 amino acids. NCBI's taxonomy places the organism in Eukaryota, Fungi, Ascomycota, Pichiomycetes, Pichiales, Pichiaceae. The record is from RefSeq and is a predicted model, not a curated record. The transcript has a single exon.